This is a messenger RNA of Camponotus floridanus (Florida carpenter ant), 1034 nucleotides long. RefSeq lists its product as uncharacterized. Bases 128 to 901 code for a protein of 257 amino acids. Lineage: Eukaryota; Metazoa; Arthropoda; Insecta; Hymenoptera; Formicidae. The transcript has 4 exons. The record is from RefSeq and is a predicted model, not a curated record.
UCAGAAUAAUCAUUACUGGUAUUUGAUUAAAAGACAUUGUAUAUAUAAAACGAUGUAACUAAUAUUAUUUGUCAGUCAUCCGAAUUUUGGUACGAAAUCAAGUGACGUCCAAAUAUUAAUAGCAAACAUGAGAUUCGCCGUAGCAUUAUGCUUUUUGGUUGCACUUUGGACCGUUGAUGCUAAUUUAAUACGACUUUCGGAUGAUUUGGAAGAUUUAAGAACUCAAGUAAGAGAUGCAAAAUGGAACGUAGAGGAUAUUAUACGUCGACUUCAACUUCUUCGUUCCCAGACCGAAGAAGAUACUAACAGAAAAGUUACAGACAAAUGGGAUGAAGAACAGGACAGUUACAGAUCAUACAAAAAUCAAUUGCUCACAGCGAUCAGGAAAGAAGUAAACGCUAGUAAGAGCAAGAAUGCAGAGGCAUGUUACAAUGAAGCUAUUAAAGGCAUUCAAGAUAGUGAAGAUGCAGCAAAUGGAGCUGCUAAAACAUGUAUUGAUGAAGCUUCAAAUUCGAUUGAGAAGAAUCUUGGCUUUCUCGACAAUCUCAUUUCGACUGGAAAUGAGCUGUCAUCAGAAUUGGACGGUAUUUUUCUCGAUUGUCACGAUAGUGAUGAAUCAAAGAAGCGGAGUUGCAUCGUAUCUGAGUUGGCGGAUAUAAAAAAUGACAUAAAAACUUUAAAUAACGAUGCUAAUUCUGCUGAGAUUACUGUCGUGCAUGUGUCCGACAAUGUUAUUCUACAAGCUACCAACUGCCUAAAAAAGGCUUAUUCAUUCAUAUAUUCGGCGGGCAUCACAAUUAAGAACAGACUCUCUCAGUGCAUUGAACAGAACGAGGUGACUGAAAGUUUAACUACUACGACAAAAGCUCCGAUAAAAUCUACAACAGCAGUAAAAUUAUAAGAUUUUUAAGAAACUAUUUUCAACUAUAUUUCGUAUUUUCAACCGUAACUAAUCUUUAGUUAUAAUUACUUUUGAAAGGAAAUAUACUUUAGACUGUUAAUUAAAAAAAAGCAUCGUUCUGAUUAUGUAUAUU